UUUAUUCGCGGCGGCUCGCGCGGGCCGGAGGUCGCUCGAGUGUGUGCGGGGCCGGCGUAUCCUCGUCCGGUCGACCGGUGUCGUUACUACCCCGUCGGUGUUAACAGUGACUAGCAUGAGUGACAGGGACAGGUCGUCGCCCUCCCUCACGGACACCCCGCUCAAGACGUACAUCGGCCGGCACGACGACGACUACCCUCUCAUAAACGGAAACGAUUUCCUGAGUCACGGGGCUAGUUUCAACAAAAAAUACGGCAAGUCGGUGAACAACAAGGAUGCGCUCGAGGACAAGAAGGACGACAGCGAGCUGUGGGAGGCGCAGGCCGCCUUCCUCGGCCCCAACCUGUGGGACAAGACGCUGCCCUAUGACCCCGAUCUCAAGUACGUGGACCUAGACGAGUUCCUGUCGGAGAAUGGCAUGCCCGGCGAGGCACUGGGAGGCGCGCACUUGGGAGGCUCGGCCUUCGGCGCCGGCGCCGGCCUGGCGCUGGGCCUACAGGCGCCCGUCACCAAGCGCGAGCGCUCGCCCUCGCCCUCCGACUGCAUGAGCCCCGACACCAUCAACCCGCCGUUGUCGCCCGCCGACUCCACGUUCUCGAUGGCGUCGUCGGGCCGCGACUUCGACCCGCGGACGCGCGCCUUCUCCGACGAGGAGCUGAAGCCGCAGCCCAUGAUCAAGAAGUCCCGGAAACAGGUGGUUUUGCUUGAGUCUGUGGAGCGGCGUGCUAACCCCAUACCGACGUGGUCGCAGUUCGUCCCGGAUGACUUGAAAGACGACAAGUACUGGGCCCGCCGACGGAAGAACAACAUGGCUGCCAAGCGGUCGAGAGACGCGCGUCGCAUGAAGGAGAACCAAAUCGCACUCCGAGCCGGAUACCUCGAGAAAGAGAACAUGGGGCUGCGCCAGGAGGUGGAGCUGCUGAAGAAGGAGAACCACAUCCUCCGCGACAAGCUGUCCAAGUACGCCGAAGUGUAGGCGCCGCCGGAGCACAAACUUGCCGCACGAUUUGUGGCGCAUGCGCGGAGCACGCGGGCCUCGGUCGCAGCUCCGCCGUCUCCUUGUAACGCUUUUCAAAUGUUCGGUUUCGAUGUACUCUACUGACUAAUCUUACUGUUAACGUAUUGUGUAACUCCCGCUCCCCGCCGCUCGUUUCCGCGCCGCCACGCCCGCGGCGGCGCGCCGUUCCCAUGAGUUAGUUCUCCUAGGUUAAGGUGAAUGUUUGCCAAAGCUCGGCUCGACACGGAUCUAUCGUCGUCUCUAAUUCCUUCUUCGGACUCGGUUCGACACUUACAGGGUUAGUCAACGACGUACGGACCAAUCACGCGAAGUCGUUAUGCUGGAGGACGCCGCGGCGCCGGGCCGGGGCUCGUCCGCCGGGCCGGGGCUCCGUCCGCGAGCUCGCUUCGUAGGCCGCGAGACGCGCGUCGUCUCCGUAGUGAGCGGACACUAGUUUCGUUUCAAAUUGACUUAGUGAAUAGUUUAAGUAGUUGGUAGUUCGUAGCGUAGUCGUUUUUAGUAUAUUUUUGUUAUGGCUGUAGUUGUUAACGUUUUGAAAGUUUAUAUAUUUGGUUCCGGCGCGCCGCGCCCGGCCGGUCGGCGCGCCCCCCACGCUCUGUCUGCAUCGACCUGACUUCCUCGUACUCUCUUUGACUCGUGCUAAUGUUAUAAUAUAUUUUUGUAGGUGUUUGUCGUUGAUAAAUGAGUCAAUUGAAUGUUUAUUGAAUUGAAAUAAAUUAAUGAUUAAAGACUAAGGAGUUGUUGCAUUUUAAAGUAUUUUAUGAAUACAAAGCGAGAACAAUAAAAUGUUUUUUCUAUAAAGGUUUACAUGUGAAGGAUACUAUAAAGGUGUGACGGGUGAACUUUUAAAAUGCACUGUUUCAUAUCAAAUGGUAUAACUCUUAUAUUAUGUAAUGAACUUAUUGUUAAUCGGCAUUUGAUAUUCCACCUUGUUUGUUAAAUGGUAUACAUUAAAUUAUGCAAAAUAUCAUGUAUGUGGUACUUAUACAGUUUACAUAAAUAAAUAAAAUUGUUUCUGCAGACAUUGUAACAAUGGGUGUAUAAAUGUGUAACAUUACCGUAGUAGGCCGUAAGCACCGGAGCUGCCGCCUCCUUAUUUAUUGCGUCGCAGCCCUGGGACCGCAUAAAACCAUAUUGAUGUAUGUAGUAUUUAAAAGAGUUAAUUUAUAUGGUUCUAUGGAUUGAAAUAAACGUUAAUUAUUGUUGUAUUUAUGUUUAUUUAUUUCGCGGGCGACCGGACCGGGCGCUCGGACGCCGGACGCCCGCACGCCGGACGCCCGGUCGACGGACGCCGGGCCCUCGCCCCGGCGGGGCCCGGAGGGUGGCUCGUUCACUAAACCGCUGAUACAUUUCCUCGAUCGCUGUUUUAUGUAAUAAAUCGUGGUAAAAAG
This is a messenger RNA of Pararge aegeria (speckled wood butterfly), 2409 nucleotides long. RefSeq names its product hepatic leukemia factor (gene Pdp1). The coding region runs from base 116 to 976 and encodes 286 amino acids. Gene Ontology annotation, biological process: regulation of transcription by RNA polymerase II. The record is from RefSeq and is a predicted model, not a curated record. Lineage: Eukaryota; Metazoa; Arthropoda; Insecta; Lepidoptera; Nymphalidae. The transcript has 8 exons. Gene Ontology annotation, molecular function: RNA polymerase II cis-regulatory region sequence-specific DNA binding; DNA-binding transcription factor activity, RNA polymerase II-specific. Gene Ontology annotation, cellular component: nucleus.